CUCCUCAACCACAGGGCAAAUUGUCCUUGCAGGGCUGAUUGCUGAGGCCUCGAUAUCGAUAGUAGUGGGGAGAAAAAACCAAUCCAACGACUGGCGACAUCACAGUCACCACGCACCCAAAAUUCCAAAACGUUCAGGAAACCGCAUCCGAACCCCAAUCCUCCCAAAUUCUCCAUCGCCAUGGCUCUCUCCUCCCUCUUCAUCACCCUCCCCGUCCCCAAGGUCCCUUCCUCCAACUCCCGCCGCUUGCUCACCGCCCGGGCGUCCUCCGCCGCCGCUCCCGCCGCCUCUGCUUCCUUCGACCUGCGCCGCUACUGGACCUCUCUGAUCGCCGAUGUGGAGUCCGAACUCGACGCCGCGAUGCCCAUGCAGCCUCCGGAGAGCAUCCACUCCGCCAUGCGCUACGCGGUGCUCCCGGGCGCCGGCAAGGAGGGCGCCGCCAAGCGGGCGCCCCCCGUGCUGUGCGUCGCCGCGUGCGAGCUCCUCGGGGGCCCGCGCGCGGCCGCGCUCCCGGCCGCCGCGGCGCUGGAGAUGCUCCACGCGGCGUCGCUCGUGCACGACGACCUGCCCUGCUUCGACGCAGCCCCGACGCGGCGCGGGCGCCCGUCCACGCACGCGGCGUACGGCACCGACAUGGCCGUCCUCGCGGGGGACGCUCUCUUCCCGCUCGCCUACACCCACGUCAUCUCCCACACCCCGUCCCCGGACCCGGUCCCGCACGCCGUCCUCCUGCGCGUCCUCGCGGAGCUCGCGCGCGCCGUCGGAUCCACCGGCAUGGCGGCCGGCCAGUUCCUCGAUCUGGCCGGCGCCACCGCCCUUGGCGAGGCCGAGGUCAUGCAGGUCCUGACGAAGAAGUUCGGCGAGAUGGCCGAGUGCUCCGCCGCCUGCGGCGCCAUGCUCGGUGGGGCAGGGCCCGACGAGGAGGCCGCGCUGCGGCGCUACGGCCGCACCAUCGGCGUCCUGUACGAGCUCGUCGACGACGUCCGGAGCGCGUCGGGCAACGGAAAGAUGAGGAGGAACGCCAGCGUCCUGCGCUCCCUGGGGAUGGACCGCGCGCUGGGCAUUGUGGAGGAGCUCAAGGCUCAGGCCAAGACAGAGGCUGACAGGUUCGGGGACAAGUAUGGCGAUCGGGUGCUGCCCUUGUACAGCUUCGUGGACUACGCGGUGGAGAGAGGGUUUGAGCUCCAGGGUGCAGCGGCAACUUCAUAGAGUGGACGAUUGCAGUUGCUACUGAACAUUGGAGGCUUGGAGCUAGCGAGAUGUAUAUGUUCCGGGAAUUUGGUGAGAGCUUUAUCUGGCAUAGAUGUAAUCCCUCUUUUAUCUAGAUGUUCUGAAGCUCAUAAUUCUGGGGUUGGUUCAUAUGGACAGUUGUUAUCCCUGCCCCAGCAUUAGAUUAGAUGUUUAGAACUUGAAACUGGCUUUGAUGUUUGUAGUAAGUUAAUAAAACAAAAUGGUAAAUGAACGGAAGGUCUCACUUCAGGCUCAUGCAA
This is a messenger RNA of Sorghum bicolor (sorghum), 1490 nucleotides long. Its product is annotated as heterodimeric geranylgeranyl pyrophosphate synthase small subunit, chloroplastic. The record is from RefSeq and is a predicted model, not a curated record. The coding region runs from base 181 to 1209 and encodes 342 amino acids. The transcript has a single exon. Gene Ontology annotation, molecular function: prenyltransferase activity. Gene Ontology annotation, biological process: isoprenoid biosynthetic process. NCBI's taxonomy places the organism in Eukaryota, Viridiplantae, Streptophyta, Magnoliopsida, Poales, Poaceae.